Ostertagia ostertagi is the source of this 972-nucleotide messenger RNA. The record is from the annotation of a GenBank genome assembly. NCBI's taxonomy places the organism in Eukaryota, Metazoa, Nematoda, Chromadorea, Rhabditida, Trichostrongylidae.
AUGAAUCGUGUCAUCUGUCAUCGCACCGACCAUCUCUGUUCUCACCUGGAUAGAAGUGGUCAUCGUCAGCAGCCCAAUUCUCACCGAAGACAGCCUCUUCGGUUUUCCAUCGGGCAUCCAGAGGGGAGUAGAGGAAUGUCAAAAAUCGAAGAAAUUUCCGUGAUUCAUGUGAAUUCGGCAGUGGAAGGUACGGUGGGCAGCCGAGUAUGGACGAUUAAAUGGAAUCACAAUGGUUCACUGCUUGCCAGUUGUGGAGACGACAAAACUGUUCGAAUAUGGAAGAAAAUAAAUAAUUCGCCAUACUUGGAGUGCGCCACGUCCAUCGAUGACAGCCAUUCGAGAGCCGUUCGCUGUGUGGAGUUCUCCCAUUGCGGUCGGUAUUUGGCAUCAGCAGGCUUCGAUUCUUGCGUGGUCAUCUAUAGCCGGGAGGAGGGCGAGUUCAUGGAGUCGAAUAAGCUGGAAGGUCACGAAAGCGAGGUGAAAUGCUGCGCGUUUUCACCUACGGACGAAUUCCUAGCUACCUGUAGCCGUGACAAAAGUGUAUGGUUCUGGCAAAUGGAUGAGGACGAAGACUUUCAAGUGUCGUCAGUGUUGCAACCUCAUACUCAGGAUGUAAAGUUCGUCACCUGGCAUCCAUCAGAAGAGUUGUUGGUCUCCUGUAGUUACGACUACUCGAUAGUGUUUUACAAGUUCGACGGAGAGGACUGGAUAACUCAACAGAAAAUUCCUGAGGCCCACAAAGGGACGGUGUGGUGCGCUGCGUUUGACUCCGAAGGGCAUCGUUUGGUAACAGUUGGAGAAGAUCACAUUGUACAGUUAUGGCGACGAAGUUCUCCACAGCAGUCCGCAGUGAGCGACAAAUGGCAAUCUGUGGCCAAGUUUCUAGUGGAGGAUACACGAUUACCUCUAUAUUCAGUUUCUUGGCAUGCAGUGACUGGUCUUAUCGCUACCGGUGGAGGCGAUGGAAUGAUC